GAAUAAGAACGUGCAUUACACUUCUCCAAUUAGCGUUUUACGCAAACCGGCUCAUGUCAACUCCUCCCCUCUUCUCGCUCCUCACCCACCUCCGUCUCUCGACCCCUGCCCCUCUCCCUCUCGAUUCUUCUCUCUCUCUCUCUCUCUCUCUCUGACAUCCAAAACAGAUAAGAAACGCCAAUGAUGUCCUGAAUUUUCGAACCAAGCACGACGGAGUACUAGAAAGAACAAGAACAACAGAGAAGAGGGAGAUAUAGAGAUGGACAACAUGCUAUGCGACGAGCUCCUUGAAGAAAUCUUUCAGAGACUUCCACCAUCACCCUCUUAUUCACUGUCAGUCUCUUUGGUGUCCAAGCGCUGGCUUUAUCUCUACCGCAACUGCACGACCUCCCUCUCUCUCCGUCUUACCCCACACAAUUCCACAAUCCCCUCCUUUUCCUCCCUCCUCUCCCACUACCCUUCUCUUCUGUCCCUCUCUCUCCUCCUCUCCUCUGAACCCGCAGCCACAGCCGCCGCUUUCUCUGACCUCCUCCUCCUCGCAGUCUCUACUUUUUGUUCCAAGCUUCAUAAUUUAAGGUUCUUGGCGGGCCCGGUCUCUCUUUCUUCCUUGAAUUCUCUCUCUUCAACCUGUAUCCACCUUACCUCGCUCUGUAUCAAUCUCUCUAGGCCUAUCCUUUUCACUUGGGUUAUGAAAUUUCCUGCUUUAAAGGAGUUAUCAGUCUUCGUAUGCUCUGGGGAAGGCCUAUUACGAGAAAUUGAGUUUGCUUGGGAAUAUGGGUCGUGGGAAAAUGAGGAUUUUGAUGCGGAAUUGGGCUUGGAGAAUCUUUGUUUGUCUGGAAUUCGAGCAGAUGAUUGGGGCUUGAGUUGGCUAUGGAGAAGCUGCAAAAGGCUGAAGAAAUUGCAGCUACGGAAUUGUGGAGGUGUUGGAGACGGUGGCUCUUUUUCGUCCUUUGUUAGGUGCUUACAGGGUCUUGAAGAGGUGGAGCUCAGGACCUGUAGGAGUAUUGUUGAUGGGGUGCUGUUAAAAUUGGCUAAGAAUUGCAAUUCUCUGAGUUCUCUUUUGGUUUAUGAUGGUGGUAGCAGAGAGGGUCUGCUGAGGUUCAUUAGCCAGUGCAGGUGCAAUUUGCAAAAACUCGAUCUUCGAUUACCACUCGACCUUAAUAACGAGCACCUCUCGGCUGUUGCAUUAAAUUUCCGGGGUCUUUUGAGUAUUAGGCUUCAAAGUUGUUGCCUUGUCACUGGUGAAGGCCUUAAGGCUCUUGGGGUUGCCAUGAGUUCUGGGCUUGAAGAAUUGGCAUUGAUAAAUUGUGAUGUUGUGGAACGAGAACCGGGGUUGCUUGCCACAUUGGGGCAGAAUCUGAGGCAAUUGAGGAAGUUGGAUUUGUCUUUUAAUGAAAUGUUAUUUGAUAAGGAGUUUAUUUCAAUGCUAGCUUCGUGUAAUGAUAUUCUUGAUUUGAGGUUGAGAGGGUGCAAAGGGCUUACAAAUGCAGCCAUGGUCUCUAUGUUUAAGAGUUGCAAGAGCUUAAAGAAUGUUGAUAUUAUGCACUGUUGUGGAAUUGAGGCUGAGGCAGUGGAGCUAUUUGUUCUGAAUUCUCCACAAUUGAGACGGAUGCAGGUUGAGGAAAGCAAGCUUUCCGAUGUUGCGAGGACAUGGGCAUCCACUAAGUUUAUUGAGGUUAUUGUUUAAUCGGAGAACAUGCUGCAGAAGAGUAGCUGUUCAAGUUGAUAGAAGUUUCAAGCGAAACGGGUACAUAUCACUCCACUUGUUCUAGUAUGUUUGUAAAUUUAUGUUGCUUAUUUCAUGGAACACAAGGAGAGACUUCUAGCUCUGUGAAUAAUUAUGAAUAUGAUUGUAUAAUAUUAAAUAAUAUAUAUCACACUAGUGAACUUUGAGCU
Messenger RNA from Juglans microcarpa x Juglans regia, 1896 nucleotides. RefSeq names its product EIN3-binding F-box protein 2-like. The record is from RefSeq and is a predicted model, not a curated record. The transcript has a single exon. Gene Ontology annotation, biological process: SCF-dependent proteasomal ubiquitin-dependent protein catabolic process. Gene Ontology annotation, molecular function: protein binding. NCBI's taxonomy places the organism in Eukaryota, Viridiplantae, Streptophyta, Magnoliopsida, Fagales, Juglandaceae. Gene Ontology annotation, cellular component: SCF ubiquitin ligase complex. Bases 260 to 1687 code for a protein of 475 amino acids.